Tyto alba (common barn owl) is the source of this 1038-nucleotide messenger RNA. RefSeq names its product alpha 2-HS glycoprotein (gene AHSG). Gene Ontology annotation, cellular component: extracellular region; blood microparticle; extracellular matrix. Bases 1 to 1038 code for a protein of 345 amino acids. The transcript is spliced from 7 exons. The record is from RefSeq and is a predicted model, not a curated record. NCBI's taxonomy places the organism in Eukaryota, Metazoa, Chordata, Aves, Strigiformes, Tytonidae. Gene Ontology annotation, molecular function: cysteine-type endopeptidase inhibitor activity. Gene Ontology annotation, biological process: negative regulation of endopeptidase activity.
AUGAAGGCACUAGUAGCUUUAAUAUUGCUUGUUCAGCUUCCAAUUCACAAAGCUGUACCAGCAGCUCCCCCUGCUCCCUUGGGAUGUGAUGACCCAGAAUCUGAGGCAGCAGCUGAAGUAGCCGUGAGUUAUAUUAAUGGCCACAGUCAUCACGGAUACAAGUUUGACUUAAACAGAAUUGAGAAUAUCCGCGUGCUACCCCAGGGGCCGAAUAAUGACAUAAUAUUUCUUGAACUUGACUUAUUAGAGACCACAUGCCACAUUCUCAGUCCUACGCCUCUUGCAAACUGCACAGUAAGGAGCUUCACAGAACAUGCAGUCGAGGGUGACUGUGAUGUCAAGAUGCAGAGGUUGGAUGGAAAGUUAUCUGUACUUGCUAGUAAAUGCCACUCACAUGCAGACUCAAGUGAAGAUGUUCUCCAAGUCUGCCCUGACUGUCCACUUCUGGAAAGGUUGAAUAACACUGAGGUAUUAGCAACUGUUACAGCUGCACUCAAUGACCACAACAGCAAAACUGCUGAUGCUUACCUCAGACUCCUUGAGAUUGGAAGAGCCAGAAUACAGUAUCACCCAGUGCACGUUGUUUCUGUUGAGUUUGCUGUGGCUGCCACAAACUGCUCAGCAAAAGAAGCUAAAGAUAAUGUGGAGGCUUGUCAACUGCUGCCUGACGAUCAGUCGAAUUUUGGUUUCUGCACAGCAACAAUGGUAACACGCCCCUCACAGGACCUCAGAGUGGACUGCCAGCUCUAUGGACAUCAGCCUGGAGUUACCUACUCUCAACCAGGUCAAGAUACAUCAGCAGGACUGGUGCCCAGUGUUGUACAAGGCUUCACAAACCAUAAUCUCAGGCUUUCUCACAAUAACCCUGUUGCAUCUGAAUCCAGCUCUUCAGAAUUUCCUACUUCCGUGCUCUCAGCAAAAUCUGUAGCAAAGAGAGCAGUUGCAGAGGUUGCUCAGCAUGACAAAGUAGCUCGCCCAGUUGGCUUUGUGCCUCCUCCUCCUCCAUGCCCUGGGAAGAUUCGUCAUUUCAAGAUAUAG